UUUUAAACUAUGUUUUAAAUCAUACUUUUUUAAACGCUUGCCUCGAUGACGUCACGCCAGCCGGCUAGCGCGUGUUUUUAAAACGGUAAUCUGCCGCUUACACUACGACCGAGUUUUGAAGUUAAGAUUAUAUACUUCACAGUUAUUAUUUUUAAAGUACUGGAUCACGUUAAAUAAGAAGUAAUUUUUGCGUUUAUUUCCUUGUUGGAUUUUGUGAAAGAUGUGACGCAGUUGGCUUUUUUGUAUUGUUGUUUAGUUUAGCUUGUACUGUAUUGUCGUUUCCUCCGAUAAGGAAAGGAUAUAUUUUUUGAGCAGCUUUUUGUAAGAGGAGCUACUUAUGUAACACUUUGGGUACUAGAAGGGUUGGUGAAAGUUUUUUUUAUUUGUCUAAUAAUGCGAGUUUAUUCAUGCCAACAAAACACGGCUAGCUAAAAAAAAGCUAACAUCAGACGAUCCUAACCAGGCAGCUAACUUCCACUAAUGGAGGACAGCUCGUCUUGUUCCUCGCUGGUUCCUACUCCCUCCCAAGCGUCUUUUCUCCAGAGGACGUUGGAGCGGUUGUCGUCCGCACAGUGUCUGAAAUUCGGAAGUGACCAGGAGGAACCGGUCGCUGUCGUGGCGCUGCAGAGGUAUCUGUCAGAGCGGACUGAUUAUCGUGACGAGCAGCUCCACAGCUACAGCUACGACGUGACCGUCACAGACGGGGUCCGGAGGGUCAAAUGCUUUCUUCACGCCAGUUUAAACCACCUGGUGCACUCGAACACACUGCGGACUGGGAGGGACAUCUUCAUCUCCCAGUGCUCCUUUCUUUUUAGUGAAAGCAGGUUGGGACACGGUUACAUGUGCAUCGAAAAGCUCCGGUGUGGCGCAAGGAGCUCCGCCGUUCUGGCCCGCAUAAAAGACGUCAGCUUGUUGCCCAUGCUGGUUAGGCAUGGCAUGGAGAGGAGCGUCGUGCUGCACAGUGAUGUCCCCCUCCAGUUAAGCCGGAAACAUUACCUCCCACUGUGGAACAACGUCGACCCGGAAGGGGACAUGUGGAUCUCAGGAGCCCCACCAUCAGAUGCUGUGCUGGAUGUAUCCAAGAUAACACUUAUAAGGCAUUUGGAGUCUUCAAGAAGCACCCUGAAUAAUCUCCCUCUUCUGGUGAAGGUCAUCCACAAAUCCAAACUAAGGUAUUAUGGGAAGUUUGGAUCUAAGAUUGAUUACCCCUACAUGGCGUACUUCGAAGUAGCUGACCAGAGUGGAAUCAUGUCGCUUGUGCUUUGGAACGAACUCUGUCCGAAGUUUUACCAGCGAUUGAAUGUUGGCACAGUGCUUUACCUCCAAAACUACACCCUGAAGCCGAGUUAUACGAACCGAACACGACCACAAAUGGAUCACCACAGAAUGAAAAGCUAUAACUCUCUAGAAAUUGUCCUGAACCCUCAUGGUCCAGCUUCGCUCAUCACUGUGGUCUCACCUAAGACUGUUCAGCCUCAGUGGGGUCUGCCUGACGUUUCCUACCGGUUCAUCAGCAGAUCAGAGUUGGACAGACAAGCGGAUAAUUUUGCCUGUGACGUCAUUGGUUUGGUGACAUUCGUUGGCCGUGUGGAAAGAGUCAAAAGUAAAGUUGACAAAGGUCCAGAAAAGUACUGGACGUACCGCUGGGUCCACGCAGUGGACGGAACGUCCAGCCAGCCGUUUAUCCUGGAGCUUUUUUCUUCCUCUCGAGUUGAAAUCUUCAACAACAUUUGUCCAAUGACAUACCUGGUCUGCACCCAGAUGAGGGUUUGCCAGGUGACCGGCUCUCAGCCCUACCUGACUAGCAGCUGUGAGACUGAGAUGUUCAUCACGGGAUACCACAAAAGUCAACCAUAUGUGGGCGACCCCAGAGUGAAAAGCUUCAUCCAAUGGACCAAGACUUUAAAGGACAACAUUGUUCUGCAGAAGACGGCUGUUGGAGGCCAUUAUUCAUACCCCCAUUCUCCACCAAUGUUCAUACAGUCAGCAGCAGGUCAAAUUCCUCUUGUUCCUGCAGCUGACCUGAAGAGGGAGCUAGAGACCUUGCAGUAUAGAGAACAUAAAAGGCUUGCCUAUCAGGGACAAAUCACAGCGGUUACAUAUUUAAGAAGCCCAAAAACACCCCGAACGGAAGGAACAGAGGUUUCAGAAAAUAACUGUGAGCAUGCUGAAGGACACCGUUCUCCCUCACAGAGAUUACGGUCUCCAUCGUCGGAUGAGACUCCAGCUACUUCAAGGAAAAGGAAAAUUCAAAUGAGUUCCGGCUUCUGCAGUACGCUUGGAUGCAGAAAAACACAUGAAAUGGUGCCAGAGGAGGAAGAGGCCAACCCUUCAUCAGAAGUUCAACUCCAGGAACACAGCUGUGGUCAUAAUUCAGGUCCAGCAGCGUCCCACAUUCUGUCCUGGGAAGGCAGCAGCUGGUCAAAGCAACAGCAGGAGCUGUCCGAGCAUCUGAGUCAAGGCGGUCUGCACCAGGACAGCAUCUGUCGCAGGUUCACAUUCGAUGAGAAGAAUGCUCUCCUGCAGUGGGGCAACCUGCAGCCAUCACGGUGGACGUCCAAGCAAAGCUCCGAGUCUGUCCCACCCGUGCUCUGUUCCGGGUAUUACCAGCUAACCAUCCUGGGUAUUAACAAGCAGAUAGCCGUCGAUGCUGCUUUUCUUCCGGUGGCUUCCUCCGAUGACCCACAGGCCGUCAGCCUACCGCAGGAUUUACACAACAACACAAUGCUGUCCUGCCUUUCCUCUGGGUUCCUCUGCCCUCUUACUGCCACAGAAGACAGCAGAGACAGAUCUCUGCAUGAACCAGGUAACAACAAGAGGAGAUCUUGGAGACUGCUGGUGAGCUGGAGGACAUGCACGUGGUGUGCAUCUUGGACCUUUGUCAUUUAGGUGAAGACAAAUUGGAAGUCCUAAUCAACAAGGUGUACAAAGUGGCAGAGGUUGCAUUUGAUUAAGAAGGAACUGGCAAAUUCUCAUAAUCCUCCAGUUAAGGUUAUUUUUUUAUGAGCUGAAUUUGUGUAUAUAUAUAUAUAUUUAUAAUUAAAAUUAAACUCACUAAACACAAAAAAUAUAUAUUUGUGUGAGUUUUUUCCUAAAGAAGAUACAACUGAGUAACCCUUAAAGUGAAAUUUUUGCUCCAAAAUAGCAAUACAUCCAUUUAAAAAUAUUUAUUUUCAAAUAGAUUUCACAGUAUCCAAGUUGAUUUAUAAAUAAUUUAUUGUAUCUGUAAUAUCCAGAGAGUGUUUGUUAAUUUUGACUGUAAACUUUAGUCAAAUAAUUGCUUGUAUGUCAUUUGAAAGCUAUUUUUGGAGUAAAUAUAGAAGGAAUACAAACCAUACAAGUGAGUGUGCAACACAAAAACAGUAUCAGCUCCUCUAACAAAACAGUUUCUUUAUCUGUUACAAAAUUACUUUAAUUUGUAAAUUAUGAACAUAUACAGUUGUAAUCUGUGAAUUUUAUAAAAUAAACAACCAUUUCGCCUA
Oryzias latipes (Japanese medaka) is the source of this 3482-nucleotide messenger RNA. It is a transcript of the gene radx, whose product is annotated as RPA1 related single stranded DNA binding protein. NCBI's taxonomy places the organism in Eukaryota, Metazoa, Chordata, Actinopteri, Beloniformes, Adrianichthyidae. The record is from RefSeq and is a predicted model, not a curated record. Gene Ontology annotation, molecular function: single-stranded DNA binding.